Rodentolepis nana is the source of this 1425-nucleotide messenger RNA. The record is from the annotation of a GenBank genome assembly. Lineage: Eukaryota; Metazoa; Platyhelminthes; Cestoda; Cyclophyllidea; Hymenolepididae.
AUGCCAAUUGCUUCUCCGUUUUUUAUUAGUCAAGGUGACGACUUAUUCAAGCAUACGAGAUUCGUCGACGCAUUAGCGACUCAAUCGGACAAUAAUUGGAUAAAAAUGACUGAUAUGGCUGACGCGGAACGCACUCCUCUACUCAAUGAUGUUCAGGAUUUUGGUUACACGCCUGGAUUUCCCUCAGAUGAUUCAGUAGCAAAUGCCAAAUUUAAUGAAGUUUUACAAGAAGCAAUAGAAGCUAUCAAUUGCAAUAUUUUCCCCGAGAGAAUUUAUCAGGGUUCCAGUGGAAGCUACUUUGUAAAGAAUCGUAAUGGGGACAAAAUUGCUGUCUUCAAACCCAAAGAUGAGGAGCCUUAUGGUAAACUCAACCCUAAGUGGACUAAAUGGAUGCACAAGCUUUGCUGUCCGUGUUUCUUUGGGCGAAGUUGUCUAGUCCCCAAUCAAGGUUAUCUUUCCGAGGUCGCCGCAAGUCUCGUUGAUGAGCGUAUGGGUUUAAAUAUUGUUCCCACAACGAAAGUUGUCAAGUUAGCCAGCAAGACCUUCAAUUAUGGAGCAGCGGCUCGAGCUGCAUCAACAACUAAACAGAGAGUUGCAGAUCGUUUUCCCGAUUUGGGCCGACACUUCCACAGACUUGGACUUCCUCCCAAAGUGGGUUCCUUCCAAUUAUUUGCAUCUGGUUGUCAGGAUGCCUAUUAUUGGCUUAAUCGAUUCAAUGCCGAGCCUUUACCCGAAGAAGCUCAAACGAAUCUUCAAUUGCAAUUUGAGAAACUUGUUGUCCUUGACUACAUUAUUCGUAAUACUGACAGAGGUAACGACAAUUGGUUAAUUCGCUAUGAAAAGCCUGAGGAACCAGAAGUUGCACAGUCACUUCAAGAAAGUGUACGUUUAUUUACCUUUCUUAUUUCUGCAUCUCCGCCUUGUUUCGUUCAUCCCUUUUACUGGGCAUGGUUGCCAAUGGCCAAGAUUCCUUUCUCGGAAAGCAUUUGCGAGCACGUUCUUCCCAGAAUCUCUGAUGCCCACUUGGUCAAUGAGCUUGUUCGUGACUUGUACAAACUUUUUAAGACCGAUCCAGGGUUCGAUCGAAGGACAUUCGAAAAACAAAUGGCUGUUAUGCGUGGCCAGAUGCUAAAUCUCCAGCGCGCACUUCGUGAGCGUAAGACGCCUCUUGAGCUUGUUCAGACCCCGGUAGUUGCCGUUGAGCGCGAGAAGCGAUCGAUAACCCAGCGUAUUCGCGAAGUGGCCCGUGACCUCCUUCCUCCCAAUGCACGCGUUGGUCGUCUGGUGUCCUCAGGGUCUGAGCCUGAAGAUGGCGACGAUUUAGCAAGUCCUUUGGGUGGUGAAGACGAAUUUGAUGGACCUGCGUCUCUUGGAGGCCAUUUCACUGCCAGAUACCCUCGACGACCCUUCUUCACACGAUUCUAA